Messenger RNA from Porites evermanni, 1584 nucleotides. Lineage: Eukaryota; Metazoa; Cnidaria; Anthozoa; Scleractinia; Poritidae. The record is from the annotation of a GenBank genome assembly.
AUGGCGUCAAUUGUUGGAAAAUCUCUCGGGCGCUUUCGCUGGCCAGGUAAAGCUUUUUUGAUUUCAUGCUCUGUACUUAAAAUAGUCAUUGUUGCAUGCGCUGUGUGAAGAGGAAUUUUCACCCUUGUUGAGGUUGGGCUUGAAGGGACUGGGUCGGCGUCGCGUCGAAUGGCAUAAGUGGUGAGCUUACGCAACAGAACGGCGGAGAAGAGAACAGCAAAACGUUAGUGUAUGACAAACGUGACAAGGCUAUUACUUACAAGUUUUGUCGUGAUCUUUACUUAACAUUACUGUGUUUACCAUACAUGAUUAUUGUCAAGCUUGUCAUACAAGGUUUGCCGUCUUCUCUCUUCUGUCGUCCUUUUGCCUAAGUUGACUAAUGGUACUCUGUUGGGUACGGAUUUCUAACAUAUUAAGUGACUAUGAACCUCAUAAUAGCUAAAAAAAGUGAUAACGUCCCCAAGGGCACGCCAUGACCUCGACUCAAUCUAAACCGCCUCAAAAUGGCCGCAUCCUCAAGCGGUAUAUUUAGUGUCUUUUAUUUCACUGGUCACAGUCAUCUUCUCCCGCUGUCUCGUACUCUCCACGGGGAAUGCGUGUUUUGAGCAGGAUAAUUCACAACUAUUCUUCUGAUUGUUUGUUUUGUCUUGGGACUCAGAUCUCCGAUCCGUGCUGGGUAGCCUUGUUUUUCUAAUUAUUCAUCUCAAGUAUCUGUGUACAAAAUCUGCUCCAUAAUCAUUUUACUAUCGCUUAGGUACUGAAGAACAUAAUUUUUACCUUAGGAAGUGUCAAGACUGUUGAAGGAACGUUAGCUGGAAUCUUAUCACAACUGCUAUUUUUGUUGAUGUUACAUUAUACAGGUAUUUUGAGUAACUAUGAGUUAGCUCCCCUCUCCUCCCAUUGCAUACGUUAUUAAUUGGGCUACCUGUGGCAAAGCCCAAUCGAAAAAUGCAGGCCCUCGUCUGUGCAGCAAAAAGACAAAAUCGCGGAAGGAUCACGUUUCCCUUCCUCCUUCCUUGAGGCACCCUUUUUGAUUAUUGAGGGGAGGUUAGGUGAUUUCAAAAAAGGACUUAUACCGAAAACAAACAAACAGACUUUUACCGAAAAAUAAUAUUCUUGCGUAAAGGUAUUAGUCCUUUACUUCAGCCUAAAAAAUUGGAAAAAAUCUGAUACUACAAUGAGUUCAAUAGGAGUAGCUAUACCGCACUCAAUCCGAAAAAAAGUUUAAUUAUCAUCUAUGCUUGCCAAAAUAUUAAAAAACCACUGCUUCGCGUAGGCGACAGUUCAGUGAACUUGUGCCACAUGAAAAGUCGACAAUUUGAUGCGCGUUCCUGCAUUCAGCCUCUCUUUCAUUAUUGAAAAAGAUAAACAAGAUAAAAAGCGUAUCUGUUUUAUCAGAGUUUUAAAAUAAUUUCCAAUCUUUGCUCUAACUUUUCAGGCGUGUUGUCGUUACCAAAAGAACGUUGGUUACCAGUCUCCGCCGCAGUGACAGCUGGGUCUUUGUUGGAGGCCUGGACUUCACAAAUCGAUAACAUCAUACUAUCGCCAUUUUUGAGUUCACUGUUACUGUACAACUGUAGAUAA